Plectropomus leopardus (leopard coralgrouper) is the source of this 4851-nucleotide messenger RNA. It is a transcript of the gene trim25, whose product is annotated as tripartite motif containing 25. Gene Ontology annotation, molecular function: protein binding; zinc ion binding. The record is from RefSeq and is a predicted model, not a curated record. NCBI's taxonomy places the organism in Eukaryota, Metazoa, Chordata, Actinopteri, Perciformes, Serranidae.
CGCUGACCCGCACACUUAACAGCACAAGAUCUACACUGCAGUGCGUCACCGAGUCGGAGUGAGUUAUCCUGCUUUUACUGUCCACCCGAGGACUUUAAGCGUCAUCCCGGGUUACAUGAUGGCCGACGUGGACCAGAGUCCGUUUUCUCUGGUGAGUCUGGAGGACGAGCUGACCUGCAGCAUCUGUCUGAGCACCUUUGACUGUCCGGUGACCAUCCCCUGCGGACACAACUUCUGCCAGGACUGUCUCCUGGCCACCUGGAAGGACUCGUACAGCUGUCCUCAGUGUCGGACCCACUUCUCCACCAAACCGGCGAAGAAAAACACGGUCCUCAGCACCGUGGUGGAGACCUUCAACAUGAGGACGAGCAGGGGCGAGGCCGGCAGGGGGGCACAGGAGACCAAAGACCAGAGACAGCAGGAUGUCAUUCGCUGUGACACCUGUAUGGAAGCUGAAGCGUCCCAGACCUGCCUCACCUGCAUGGCCUCUUUCUGUGACGAGCACCUGCGACCUCACCGGGAAAACCCCACAUUUCGUCUCCACCAGCUGAGUGCACCUGUGGGCGACCUGUCGGAGCGGAUGUGCCACCACCACAAGCUGAUGGAGCUGUUCUGCAGCCAACAUGGCCGACCCAUCUGCAGCCUCUGCCUCCAGCAGCUCCACAAAGGCUGCUCCUUCAUGUCUCCUGAGGAGCAGAGGAACCAGAAAGAGUCCAACCUGAGAAGCAAGUUGGACAUGCUGGAUGGGAAGAUUACAAAGAAUGAGGAUGUUUUAUCUCAACUGAGUAACACGCAGAACAAACUGAAGGACUCAGCGACCAACAAGAAGGCAGCUUUGACAGCGGAGUAUCAGCACAUGCGCGACAUGUUAGCCCAAGAGGAGCGUGCUGCUCUGAAUACAGUGGACCAUGAGCUGGAGAGUGGUCAGGCCAGACUCAAGAGUCUUGCCAAGAAGCUCACUGAGAACGUUGAUAAUAUGAACAAAGCUAAAGAAGACAUCCACACUCUUCUGAGUCAGACUCAUACUCUGGCCUUCCUACAGUCUUUAUUUGAGCUGCCAUCAAACAUGAACUAUGACCCUUACUGCCCUCGACUCACCCUGGACUCCAAGAAGGUGACAGCAACACAGAGCUUUGCUGCGGCCCUGAAGGAGUAUCUAACGGAGAUCCUCAAACAGCCUGUCGAGGCCAGACUACCCAUGCUUAAACCAGAACUUACAACUGAUAUUGUUGAUCAUAAAGCAGCUUCUGGCUCCGCACCUGCAAGUUCUGGAAGUACUGGAUCCCAGCCAGAAUCUGUAAACAAGCCUCCAAAGCAGAAAAAGCCUCCAAGGUCUCACAGUCCAGGUCGUCCACCCGUCCCACCAUUAUUCCAGCCAGCUCAUGGUUUUAUGAGGCCACCUGCAGGCUACCACGGCCCCCUGCCACCUGCAGGCUACCACGGCCCCCCGCCACCUGCAGGCUACCAGGGACCCCAGUAUCCACCAGGACCUCGAUUUAUGGCAGGACGAAACCCUAGGGCUUUUGGGGGAUUUACACCUUUCAGCCCUGAAACGUAUCAGACAUCUGAGCAACAAUGGACAGGUCCAGGUCCUCAACCCAAAGCAGGCCCAAAGAAGACACCUCAAAAACAAAAACCUGCUCAAGCCACAGAAGACAAAAUGAACAAAGCCCAUUCAAUGGAAAACCUCCUGGACAUAGGUGGGAAAAACAAACCUAAAAAGAAAAAGCAGCAAACCCAACCUCCUGAAACUGACUCCAACGAGAAACCAGAAACAGAAGACAUUCCCCCAAGCAUAACAUCUGCUGAAAAAAGAACUGAACUUCUGAAAUACGGUACAGUGCUCACUAUGGAUCCAAAGACGGCCCACAAACGCAUCAUACUGAGUGAGGGCUUCACGAAGGCAUCUGUGUCCGAUGAGCACACGGACUACCCCGACUGCCCUGAACGCUUUGCUGUCUGCUCCCAGGUGCUCGCCACCAAGGGCUUCUCUAGAGGCCGCCACUACUGGGAGGUCCGACUGAGCAGCAACAAUUUCAUUGGUGUAGGCUUGGCCUACAGCAGCAUCGACCGCAAAGGUCCCACCAGUCGACUGGGCCGCAACGGCCAGUCCUGGUGUGUCGAGUGGUUUAACGUCAAGCUGUCAGCUUGGCACAACAGUAGUGAGACCAUGCUGGUCAAUCCCAAUCCAAAGCGCAUAGGUGUGCUGUUGGAUUGUGAGGAGGGCACCGCUACGUUCUAUAACGUGGCAGACAGGGCAUAUCCCUUCCACACCUUUGUGUUCCCCUUCGCUGAAGCUGUGUAUCCAGCUUUCUGGAUCUUCUCAAGCGGCUCGUCCGUCACUUUGUGCAAGCUGCAGGCUUGAGGAGCGUAUGCACGAGGCAUAUGCACACACACAGUCAGCACUUUGUUCUAAUCACUGUCAUUAAUGAUGGAAGAGAAUACUUUGCUUGUUAAACAUAUAAAGCCAAUCUUUAUUUUUCACUUCAAGAGGCUGACCAGUUAGCCAUUCUGCUAACAGUUUUGAUAAGGGACUGUUCUUUAUUUCCGAGAAUAGGGGUGGGCGGGGUGUGACUUAAUUUUUCCAAUAUCAUGACCCUCCCCUGAGCUACUAAUAUUUUUCCCUGAGCUUCCCUAAAUGACUGGGGGAAAGUGCAUGACCCUCUCUCCACCAUAAACAAUCAUAUUUCACAGUUUGUGGCUGUGAUAAAUGGUGUGAUUUUGGAGAUUUUACAAAGAAAGCUUGCCUUUCAAACCAGGUCCCCAAGGAGGCUUAAAAGAGAAGUCACGGUUUCAAAUGACGUCACAGCAUUGGUGUAUAACACAGUGCAGCCUGGUGCGCACUUACUGAGAGGCUCAAUAGCUGGUGCACUGUCACAGAACAAAAAAGACUGAUAAACAGCAGUAAAUACUUUCUCUGUGAAAACACUCCAUUUUGUAUUGGUCACCAUCAAUUUGUGUCUGCCCUAAAAGUUUAGACAGGUGAGCGCACCUAAGGAAGCUAAAAUAAGUGCACCUAAAGAACACCUGAGCUGGUCCCACCCUCUUUUGCCCAGCCUUGCAGUCUCCCAGGAAGUGUGCUAGACAAUGAAGCCAAUUUUCUAGUGGCCAAACUAUUACAGUCACAUGAUGCCUUGUGGCCCCAAAAAGACUUUUCCCAUUUACUUACGUCGGCAAAGAGAUGUCUGUAAAUGAGUGGAUGCAUUUGUUUGAGUGUCGUGAAAUGACUUUUCACUAUCAGAAUUUGAUCGAUUUGGUGCGAUAACAUUUUGAAAGUUUAGAGAGCAGCAACAUUAUAUCAUUUUUAUCCUUAUUCAAGUUAGCAGAGCGCUAAACCAGUAUUCAGUCAUUUGACCCACUCAGCAGCUUUAUCCAAGUCUCUUUAUACAUCACUGUUUCAAACUCACUUGCGUGUUUGGGGUUCUAAAAGUUUUCAAAAUAAAUACAAAACAAGACCUUUUGAAGAUGAAUCAAAACUCUAUCUUCUGCCUCCUGUUUUUCACACACCCCUUCUCUCAUAAAUAAUGAACAGUUCCUAAGUGUUGCCUGUACUGUUGCAACUGAAAGGCCUUUUGUGCAGUUGUAACAGGUCAGGUCAAACAAUGAUUACCCCUGCCAUUGACACUUACAGUGUUUCUGCCCAGUCUGGGAUAACCUGUCUGCAGACAGCUUGAAAGCAUCACGUCUGAGAUGGAUGUGAAGAGUUAACGGCUAAGUCCUUAGCUGUUUGUCGUUAGCUAUGCUAGUUGUUAUUUACAGCUGCAGAAUUUGUGGUUAUGCAACCAAAAAAUGAAAUAGAAGAGAAAGAGAGAAAUCACAAGAGAAACAAUAAUUUCUUGUGUUUUUAAGUCCACGGCCUGCAUGCCAAGUGAUUAGGAUGAAGAUAUAGGUCUCAAUCACUUUAUAAGCACUUAAAACAAGCUAAAUGUGUGUUUUGAAUGCAAUAUUAUCUUGUAUGCAGAAGAAAAACACAUAAUGCUGUUUGAUGGCAAAAGAUGAGCAGAAUUAAUGAUCUGCCAUGCUGCCUGUUCUUUGUUUUUUUUUCCCAUUAAACUUAAUUGAAACAGAUAUAAAUACAGCAAGUCACAAUUUAAAGGUCACUUGGGCUGUCAGUCCAAUUCAGCCAGCUGUCUGAUGGGAUGAAGCUGCGAAUAGUGGUCACAGGCUUUUUUUUGUGUUGGUUUCAAUUUUCAGAGAAUUGGUCUCCCUCCUUCACUAGGAGUACAGCACACAGAUGACGCUGUGUACACUCAGUGUGCAGCCUGUGUGUGCAGGUGUGUCUCCUGUAUUGUGACUGGACAAAGGAGUGAAGGAAUGAUGUCACUCUCCAGUCAGUGAAGUGUUUUCAUAUGCAGUCUGCAUGUGAAAAUGAAUAUUUGUUUUGGGGUGUGGAUCAUAAGGUUAUAGGGCUGGGCAGCGUGGCAAACAUUUUUAUCAAGAUAUUGAUUUCAUAUCAUCAGAAUAUGACUCAUUUCUUACUCAACUUACAGACCUAUCCAACUUUCGACAACAAAACAACAGCAUGUGGUUGGUUGAGCUAACUCAACUAACCCUUUUUUACAGGGGCUGUACAUUUCUAGAUUGAAAUUUAAUUGAUUAGAAAUGGAUAUGUUUCUGUGCUGGAUUGGCUGUCCGCUGUGCACAUGCAGUGUGUCUUACAGACAAUAUUUUGUUUAUCUGGAUAAGUGAAUAUAUUGUUUCGAUCACCAAGCCCUGUAUCCUCAACUCUUAAAUGCGGAUGAGAAGAAAAGUCAUAUUGACUUGAUUUUCGUGUGCUGAAAGUUUUUUUUUUCUUUUUCUUUCGAUUAUUUUAUGGCAUUUUGCUGUUAUUAGUGGACCUUAACCCUUUGA